GGGGGGCCGGGCCGGUCCCGGUGGCGGCGGGCGGUGGCGGGGGCCAUGGCCAAGGCCUACGACCACCUCUUCAAGCUGCUGCUGAUCGGGGACAGCGGCGUGGGAAAGACCUGCCUCGUCAUCCGCUUCGCCGAGGACAACUUCAGCAGCACCUACAUCUCCACCAUCGGGAUCGACUUCAAGAUCCGCACCGUGGAUAUCGAUGGGAAGAAGAUCAAGCUGCAGGUCUGGGACACGGCGGGACAGGAGCGCUUCAAAACCAUCACCACGGCCUAUUACCGCGGAGCCGUGGGCAUCGUCCUGGUGUACGACAUCACGGACGAGAAAUCCUUCGAGAACAUCCAGAACUGGAUGAAAAGCAUCAAGGAGAACGCCUCGGCCGGGGUCGAGCGUCUCCUCCUGGGCAACAAGUGCGACAUGGAGGGGAGGCGGAAAGUGCAGAGGGACGCGGCCGAGAAGCUGGCGAAGGAACACGGCAUUCGCUUCUUCGAGACCAGCGCCAAGUCCAGCGAGAACGUGGAGGAGCCCCUGUCCCCCCCAGGCCUUCCGCACUCUGGCGAGGGACAUCCUGCACAAAUCCUUCCGGAAAGCCCCCCCCGGCAGCAGCAGCAGGGCCCUGCUGGAGCCCGGCCCCCCAAGAAAGGCCGGCGGGAGAUGCUCCUUGGGAUAGGGGAGCGGAACCUCCCCGAGACCCCCGGGGCAGCGCAGGCGCCUCUCCGGAGGGAUCUGGGGGGGAAUUUGGGGGGGAUUUGGGGCUGCCCCCCCUCUCUCCUUGUGCCAUAAAGCCCCGCUGUGCCUUG
Messenger RNA from Hirundo rustica (Barn swallow), 800 nucleotides. It is a transcript of the gene RAB13, whose product is annotated as RAB13, member RAS oncogene family. Gene Ontology annotation, molecular function: GTPase activity; GTP binding. The record is from RefSeq and is a predicted model, not a curated record. The transcript has 8 exons. Lineage: Eukaryota; Metazoa; Chordata; Aves; Passeriformes; Hirundinidae. Gene Ontology annotation, cellular component: trans-Golgi network transport vesicle; synaptic vesicle; endosome. Bases 46 to 783 code for a protein of 245 amino acids. Gene Ontology annotation, biological process: protein secretion; protein localization to plasma membrane; Golgi vesicle fusion to target membrane.